AAUUGAAGAUAAAUCGAUACUGACGAAAAAGACCAAAAAGGGCUUGAAUAUAGCAAAAUAUUCGGACAGGAUCAGCUUGUACUUAAUCAAAGUGUCCGGAUUUCUCUCCAACUUACAUUUGACUCUGUAAAACCCACCCCUGAUACACCUAUACUUAUGAUCUUUCUCUUUUAUACAUUCCUAAUGUCAAACAAAACACCUCCAUAGAGACAUUUCUUUCACUUUCUCCAUGGCUGAUAGUGCCCAAGUAGUACCCGUUGAGGAACCAGCUGCAACCACCACCGCCACGGCAACCGCAAUAACAACAACGAGUGAGCCAGAAGCAAAAAGCUCCGACCAGAUGGAGUCACAAAGCGAUAAGCCACCCGCUGGAACAUUGGUCACAAUCAUGAACCUUUUCGCCAUCGGUGUACUUCCCAUCUGCACCUUCUUUCUAUCUCUUACACUCCUCGGCUACGCUGUGUGGCUCCUCUACAUGCGUAGCUACGACUGCGAAGAUAUCCUCGGUCUGCCACGUAUCCAGACAAUCGCGAGCGUCGGUCUCCUCGCCGUCUUCGUCGUCAGCAAUGUAGCUCUGUUUCUCCGACGGAAGUUUCCGAUGCCAGCACUCGUUGUGAUGUUUGUGAUCCUUUUGCUAAUGCUAUUCAUCGGUCUGGCGUACGCCGGAGUCAACGAGAUGCAGACCAGGCGGUUUCCGGCGACUGGGACGUGGUUUAAACUCAAAGUGAUGGAUAAUGUAAACUGGAACAAUAUCAAAUCGUGUGUCUACGAUAAAGGUGCAUGCAACGAGCUUGUUUAUGGAUCUCCAAAAGAUAAACCUUAUAAUAGAAGAAAAUUGCCACCAAUAAAGAAUGGAUGCUGCAUGCCUCCAGAGACAUGCAACAUGGACGCUUUAAACACGACGUUUUGGUAUAGAAGAAAAGACGAGGGACAACCAUUGAAGACGGAGGUGCUGUACGGGGGCAUGGUCGGAAGACUAAGUGACUGUCAGCUGUGGAGGAAUGAUUGGAGCGUGUUGUGUUAUGAUUGUAGGUCUUGCAAGUUAGGAUUCGUAAGAUCUGUAAGGAGGAAAUGGUGGCAGCUAGGUGUCUUCUUGAUAGUCAUCUCCAUUCUUCUUCUCAUCUCUCACCUAUUGAUCUUCUUGGCCACCUUUUGGGAACGUUUCAAGGGUUAAUCACCAUCA
Molecule: messenger RNA, 1183 nt
Organism: Brassica napus (rape)
Lineage: Eukaryota; Viridiplantae; Streptophyta; Magnoliopsida; Brassicales; Brassicaceae
Product: tetraspanin-15
Exons: 2
Coding region: 230-1174 (314 amino acids)
Biological process (GO): auxin-activated signaling pathway
Cellular component (GO): plasmodesma; plasma membrane
Source: RefSeq, a predicted model, not a curated record